UUUCCCGCUCGCUUUUUCUUACUUUUCCUUUUUUCCUUAUCCGAGAAUUCGAUUCCGCACGUACCGCACAUGGAAUAAAGCGGAGAACGACUUGUGUUUUUGGAUCGGUUUUUGUUGUUUGGUUGCUCGGAAAACAGAAGAAAAUUGAGGAUUUGAAAUCCGAGUCGUUCUGUUGACUUUUCUUUGUUUACUGGUGUGUGUGUGUGUUUGCGUGUGGGAAGUGGAAUUUUGAAACUUUGAAUGUUGAAUCUUCAAGUCAAGGUGAAAGUUAGCUCUGAGUGAUUUGGAAGUUUUUGUGUGAUUGUUUUUUUCUUUUUCCUUUCACUUUCUCAGCAACCAAACAGGAGGCUAAGUUUUUGAGGACGGUGAAAGAAGAUGCAGACGAGGUAUAUGGAGAGAUCGAAUAGCAUGGCGAGGGAGAAGCGAAGUUUGGAUUCGUCUUCAGCUGAAGAAGGCCAGCCGGAUAGGAAACGGCCUGCUCUCGCCAGUGUAAUUGUUGAAGCUCUCAAGGUGGAUAGUCUGCAGAAGCUUUGCUCGUCACUGGAGCCGAUUCUACGCAGAGUUGUUAGUGAAGAGGUGGAGCGUGCUUUAGCAAAAUUAGGCCCUGCCAAACUUACUGGAAGCAGGUCUUCUCCUAAACAAAUUGAAGGGCCCGAUGGAAGAAACUUGCAGCUGCACUUUAGGUCCAGGUUGUCCCUUCCUCUUUUUACUGGUGGAAAAGUAGAAGGGGAGUGGGGUUCUGCAAUCCCUAUUGUCUUGAUUGAUGCAAAUACAAAGAAUGUUGUGACAUCAGGCCCGGAGUCAGCAGUGAAACUUGACGUUGUUGUGCUUGAAGGUGAUUUUAACAACGAGGAUGAUGAGAACUGGACUGAAGAAGAAUUUGAGAGCCAUGUAGUAAAAGAGCGUGAAGGAAAGAGGCCACUUCUUACUGGCGAUCUGCAAGUGACACUGAAGGAAGGUGUAGGAACACUAGGGGAAUUGACAUUUACCGAUAAUUCUAGCUGGAUUAGGAGCAGGAAGUUUAGGCUAGGACUGAAAGUAGCCUCUGGCUAUUGCGACAACAUUCGUAUACGCGAAGCAAAAACAGAUGCCUUUACUGUUAAGGAUCACCGUGGGGAAUUAUACAAGAAACACUACCCACCUGCGUUAAAUGAUGAGGUCUGGAGAUUGGAGAAAAUUGGAAAAGAUGGCUCAUUCCACAAGAGACUGAAUAAAGCUGGAAUUGUUACAGUUGAAGACUUCCUGCGACUUGUGGUUAGAGACUCGCAGAGAUUGCGGAAUAUUCUUGGAAGUGGCAUGUCGAAUAAGAUGUGGGAUGUACUCAUACAGCAUGCAAAAACUUGUCUUCUUGGCGGGAAACUCUAUGUCUACUAUCCUGAGGAUGCAAGGAACGUUGGUGUUGUUUUUAACAAUAUUUACGAGUUGAGUGGCCUAAUUACCAAUGAACAAUUUUACUCAGCUGAUUCUCUCUCGGACGAUCAGAAGGUCUACGUGGAUGGUUUGGUAACAAAGGCAUAUGAGAACUGGAUGCAUGUUAUGGAGUACGAUGGAAAGUCUCUUCUUAAGCAGCAGAAGAGUCCCGAUGUUUCUCUACCUGAGGUUCCAAUAGCCUCACAGGAUUAUCCAAACUCAUUUGAUCAGCAGUUCACUCUACCUAGCCUGCCAGCUUCAGUUUCUUCAGAACCGCCUACUAUGGAUUCUGGCCUAAAUGUGGGAGGUUAUACUGACGGCAUGGCUAACAGAUUCUCGGUGCAGUCACAGAAUCUAAAUCUCAGUGCUCCCAGUCAGCUCGAUGGCUUGUCAUUCCCUCUACAAAAUCAGCAGCCUAUCACUUCACACCAGUCUCAGUUUCAAGGAAAUGAAAACAUGCUUGCCCUUGGUCCACCACAGUCGUCCACAUCUGGGUUCCAGAAUAUUGGUACAUCCAAUCCAUCUUCUUAUAGGGGAGCCGAGGACCUCUUCCCAGAGGAAGAAAUUCGUAUGAGGAGCCACGAGAUUCUCGAAAAUGAAGAUAUGCAGCAUCUACUUCGUAUCUUUAACAUGGGCGGUCAGGGUCAGGGUCAAGGCCACGGUUAUGGUCAUGCCUCCAUGAACAUCACUGAAGACAAUUAUCCAUAUUCGUCACCAUACAUGCCCACUCCACAAGUGAACUACAGUGUUGAUGAUCAGAGCCGUUCAUCUGGGAAAGCUGUUGUUGGCUGGCUCAAGCUCAAGGCAGCCCUUAGAUGGGGCAUAUUCAUCAGAAAGAAGGCUGCUGAGAGACGGGCACAGCUUGUUGAGUUGGAUGAUUCAUAAAUAUGACUUGUACGAGGCAAAGCUGAUCCAAUUUUGGUGUCUCUAGCCUUCGCUUCCCCCUGCCUACCUUAUUCCUGUCACGCCACAGCUUCUAACUGAGAGGACUAUGGUUGGUGGGUAAAACCUCAAGUUCGAGAGCU
Messenger RNA from Pyrus x bretschneideri (Chinese white pear), 2435 nucleotides. RefSeq names its product calmodulin-binding protein 60 B. The coding region runs from base 376 to 2295 and encodes 639 amino acids. The transcript is spliced from 8 exons. The record is from RefSeq and is a predicted model, not a curated record. Gene Ontology annotation, cellular component: nucleus. Lineage: Eukaryota; Viridiplantae; Streptophyta; Magnoliopsida; Rosales; Rosaceae. Gene Ontology annotation, biological process: regulation of salicylic acid biosynthetic process. Gene Ontology annotation, molecular function: sequence-specific DNA binding; calmodulin binding; DNA-binding transcription factor activity.